CCUCUUCUUCUUCCUUGGCUUCUUCUUUUGUAUCAGCUAGCCCAAAACACCACACCAGGUACAAUGGAGAAUGUGAAUUUGCCGCCGGCUUUUAAGUCGAAGUUCACUUUUUAUAUGGCAGUCUGUUGGAUUAUUGCAGCUUUUGGAGGGCUCAUGUUUGGUUAUGAUAUUGGAAUUUCAGGAGGGGUGACAGCAAUGGACGACUUCUUGUUGAAGUUCUUCCCAGAAGUCUAUGAAAGGAAACGCCAUGCAAAAGAGAACAAUUACUGCAAAUAUGAUGACCAACUUCUCCAACUGUUUACAUCUUCCUUGUAUCUUGCUGCUCUCCUUGCUAGCUUCAUUGCAUCAAAGGUGUGCACUGUUGCCGGCCGGAAGCAGACAAUUCGAUGGGCGUCUCUGUUGUUCAUUGCAGGUGCUGCCUUGACGGCUGGAGGUGUCAACCUUAUUAUGCUGAUCUUUGGAAGAAUCCUUUUCGGCAUUGGUGUUGGUUUUGGUAAUGAGGCAGUUCCCCUAUUCUUGUCGGAAGUUGCCCCACCUCAACAUCGAGGGGCGGUGAACAUUCUGUUCCAGCUCUUUGUAACAAUUGGGAUAUUGAUAGCAAACAUAGUUAACUACUUCGCAUCAAAGAAGCACCCAUGGGGUUGGAGGUUAUCCUUGGGUAUUGCAGCUGCACCGGCUUUUGUUCUACUCUUGGGUUCCUUCUAUAUUACAGAAACUCCCACAAGCCUUAUCGAGAGGAGGAAGUAUGAGAAGGGGAAAGCAAUACUUAAGAAGAUCAGGGGUGUCGAAGAUGUUGAUGCUGAGUUUGAUCAAAUUGUGACUGCAAGUGAGAUAGCCCAUCUAGUGAAGCACCCCUUCAAGAAGCUCAUGAAGUUGUCAAGCAUGCCACCACUUAUCAUUGCCAUCUUACUGCAAGUCUUUCAACAAUUCACAGGGAUUAAUGCUAUAAUGUUCUAUGCCCCAGUCCUGUUUCAGACAGUUGGGUUCGGGAACGAUGCGGCAUUAUUAUCAUCAGUCAUUACUGGGCUUGUGAAUGUGAUUAGCACAUUGGUCUCAGUUUUGCUUGUCGAUAAAGUUGGGAGGAGGGUUUUGCUUAUUGAAGCUUGUUUUCAGAUGUUCAUCACACAGAGUAUAAUUGGGGGAAUUCUACAAGCACAUUUGAAGAGUUAUAGCGAUACACUUGGGCAUGGACAAGCAAUUCUAGUGGUAUUGCUAGUGUGUGUUUAUGUGAUGGGUUUUGCUUGGUCAUGGGGUCCUCUUGGUUGGUUGAUCCCUAGUGAAACCUUUCCAAUGGAGACAAGGACUGCAGGUUUUGCAUUUGCAGUGAGCUCAAACAUGCUUUUCACUUUUCUAAUUGCUCAAGCAUUCUUGUCAAUGCUGUGUCACAUGCGAGCUAUGAUCUUCUUCUUCUUUGCUGGAUGGAUUGUUGUCAUGGGGCUAUUUGCCUUCUUCCUGUUGCCAGAAACAAAGAAUGUGCCAAUUGAUCUCAUGGUGGAGAGGGUCUGGAAGCAACACAGAGUUUGGAAGAAAUUCAUGGUUGAUGACAAUGAAAAUGGCAUUGAAACAGGAAGAUGAAGAUAACAAGUUUAUGGUUUCCAUAGCCCUCAACUUCAGCAUCUUACUAGUUUCUCUUACUCUAAAUCCUUUUGUUUCUUGAUUAAACCAUAGUUGUUCUUAGGAGAUUGGGUUUUUUUUUUUCCUGUAGACAUUCCCUUAAUGUAGUAGCUCACAUUUUGAGUUUUAUCCACUCUGUAUCAGGCUUGCAACCCAGAAUGUCUUGGAUGGUUCAUCGA
This is a messenger RNA of Macadamia integrifolia, 1793 nucleotides long. Its product is annotated as sugar transport protein 8-like. Gene Ontology annotation, molecular function: monosaccharide transmembrane transporter activity. The record is from RefSeq and is a predicted model, not a curated record. The transcript has 4 exons. Gene Ontology annotation, cellular component: membrane. Lineage: Eukaryota; Viridiplantae; Streptophyta; Magnoliopsida; Proteales; Proteaceae. The coding region runs from base 64 to 1575 and encodes 503 amino acids. Gene Ontology annotation, biological process: monosaccharide transmembrane transport.